AGCCCCUUGUUUUGGGGGGGGCUGCUCCAUCAUAAAGCAGCGAGGAUACUGCUUGGUCCAAAUCCAGCUAACACUGAAACAUGGCACCCAAGAAAGCAAAGAAGAGAGCGGAGGGAGCCAGCUCCAAUGUGUUCUCCAUGUUCGAACAGGCCCAGAUCCAGGAGUUCAAAGAAGCGUUCACUAUCAUGGACCAAAACAGAGAUGGCUUCAUUGACAAGAACGACCUCAGGGACACCUUUGCAGCUUUAGGCCGUUUAAAUGUCAAACAAGAAGAGAUUGAUGACAUGCUGAAGGAGGCACCAGGGCCCAUUAAUUUCACUGUCUUUCUCACCAUGUUUGGAGAGAAACUAAAAGGUGCUGACCCAGAGGAGACUAUCCUUAAUGCUUUUAAAGUCUUUGACCCUGAGGGAAAAGGAACACUAAAGAAAGAGUUUGUGACAGAGAUGCUGACGACCCAGGCUGACAGAUUCUCUGCUGAAGAGAUGGAGCAGAUGUUUCAGGCAUUCCCUCCAGAUGUAGCAGGGAACCUGGACUACAAGAACCUCGUCUAUGUCAUCACACACGGUGAAGAGAAAGACCAGGAAUAAUCACAUCCUCCCUCACUGGGUCGUAUUUGUGCUGAGAUAUGAUCACAGCAAAAACAGAAAGCAAAAACGUAAAUAACUUCAGCUUCAGUUUUUGAAUAUGCACAUGGAUCAAUGUGUUCAUUCAUUCAUUCAUGAUUAUAACAUGUAUAUGUAUGUAUAUUAUUUGAAUAUAUAUGAGUAAUCUCUUCAAAGGUGAAAUUAAGAGUUUGACCUCGGAUGUUUUUGACAAAUCAAUAAAGAAAGAUUCAACCUCACAGAGAUGCAUUGAAGAA
Messenger RNA from Pundamilia nyererei, 859 nucleotides. RefSeq names its product myosin, light chain 2b, regulatory, cardiac, slow (gene myl2b). Gene Ontology annotation, molecular function: calcium ion binding. The coding region runs from base 81 to 587 and encodes 168 amino acids. The record is from RefSeq and is a predicted model, not a curated record. The transcript is spliced from 7 exons. NCBI's taxonomy places the organism in Eukaryota, Metazoa, Chordata, Actinopteri, Cichliformes, Cichlidae.